GCCCGCUGCCGGUCGCCGCCCGCCCCCGUCAUGCCCGGCCCGGCCGCCGGGAGCCGGUCCCGCGUCUACGCCGAAGUCAACAGCUUGAGGAGUCGCGAGUACUGGGACUACGAGGCGCACGUCCCCACCUGGGGUAAUCAAGACGAUUAUCAACUGGUUCGGAAACUCGGCUGGGGGAAAUAUAGUGAAGUCUUUGAGGCUAUAAACAUCACCAACAACGAACGAGUGGUUGUGAAAAUUCUUAAGCCAGUGAAGGAAAAGAAGAUAAAACGAGAAGUUAAGAUUCUGGAGAACCUGCGAGGUGGAACAAACAUCAUUAAACUGAUCGACACUGUCAAGGAUCCAGUGUCAAAGACUCCAGCUCUAGUGUUUGAAUACAUCAAUAAUACAGAUUUCAAGCAACUGUAUCAGAUCCUGACAGACUUUGAUAUUCGGUUUUAUAUGUAUGAAUUGCUCAAGGCCUUGGAUUACUGUCACAGCAUGGGAAUCAUGCACAGAGAUGUCAAACCUCAUAACGUCAUGAUAGACCACCAACAGAAAAAGUUGCGGCUCAUAGACUGGGGCUUGGCAGAAUUCUACCAUCCAGCUCAGGAAUACAACGUCCGUGCGGCCUCGAGGUACUUCAAAGGGCCAGAGCUCCUCGUUGACUACCAAAUGUACGAUUAUAGCUUAGACAUGUGGAGCUUAGGCUGUAUGCUGGCCAGCAUGAUCUUCCGAAAAGAACCUUUCUUCCAUGGUCAAGACAACUAUGACCAGUUGGUUCGCAUUGCAAAGGUUCUGGGUACAGAUGAAUUAUAUGGUUAUAAUCUCCAGCAUUGA
Podarcis raffonei (Aeolian wall lizard) is the source of this 819-nucleotide messenger RNA. Its product is annotated as casein kinase II subunit alpha'-like. The record is from RefSeq and is a predicted model, not a curated record. Gene Ontology annotation, molecular function: ATP binding; protein serine/threonine kinase activity. Gene Ontology annotation, biological process: regulation of chromosome separation; protein phosphorylation. Lineage: Eukaryota; Metazoa; Chordata; Lepidosauria; Squamata; Lacertidae. Gene Ontology annotation, cellular component: nucleus; protein kinase CK2 complex; cytosol. Bases 31 to 819 code for a protein of 262 amino acids. The transcript has 2 exons.